AGAAAGAUAUACACAAGUUUUCACUUAAAGAGUUGGAGUUUAUUCUCGCGAUUUAGAGGAUUUUUUUAAAGCGUUUUAAAUACACUUUCAGUUUCCGCCAGAUCUUGCUCUGUCAUUCACUAUAUCACCUUAUCGUUCAGGUCUUUAUGCUGAGUGACUUCACAUCCUUUUUGUUGUGAGCAUACGGUUAUACGGAUUUAAAUAGCAUGGGGAUCUUUACUCGAAGUGUAGCUAGUAGAAAGCCAAACGAGAGCAUGAAGCUUAUUGUAACAACAUUUGUUGGAGUAGUUUUUGGAUUCUUGAUAGGAUUAGCUUUCCCAGCAUUGUACUUAUCAAAGUUCAAUCUAUCGUCCAGCGUUCUUUCUUCUAUUGAUUUCAAAUACACUGAGUACACAAAGUCAAGCCCCUCAAGCUCAGCUGAUGUGCCACUUCCAGUUGGUAAUGAUAGCAGCUCUACAAAUGUCACAUCAAAUAAGAUUUGGGUCCCAUCAAAUCCUCGAGGUGCUGAAAGACUACCACCAGGAAUAGUUAGACCUGAGUCAGACUUGUUUUUACACAAAUUAUGGGGCAAACCUAGUGAGGACUUGACCAGCAUGCCAAGGUAUCUUGUCACAUUUACAGUUGGCUAUGAUCAACGAAAGAAUAUUGAUGCAGCAGUUAGUAAGUUUUCGGGGAACUUUACUAUCCUUCUCUUUCAUUAUGAUGGUCGAACAACUGAAUGGGAUGAGUUUGAGUGGUCAAAACAGGCAAUACACGUGAGUGUUCAUAGGCAGACUAAGUGGUGGUAUGCCAAGAGGUUUCUGCACCCUGACAUCGUGGUGCCCUAUGACUAUAUAUUUAUCUGGGAUGAGGACUUGGGGGUUGAGCAUUUCAAUGCUGAAGAGUAUAUUAAACUGGUGAGGAAGUAUGGACUGGAGAUUUCACAGCCUGGUCUGGAGCCAAAUAAAGGGUUAACCUGGCAAAUGACAAAGAGGAGAGGUGAUCGUGAAGUUCACAAAGAAACAGAAGAGAAACCCGGAUGGUGCAAUGAUCCACAUGUUCCUCCUUGUGCAGCGUUUGUUGAGAUAAUGGCUCCUGUGUUUUCACGAGAUGCAUGGCGAUGUGUAUGGCAUAUGAUUCAGAAUGACUUAGUCCAUGGUUGGGGUCUUGAUUUUGCCCUCAGAAAAUGUGUAGAGCCCGCCCAUGAGAAGAUAGGCGUCGUAGAUGCCCAGUGGAUUGUUCAUCAAUCCGUCCCCUCUCUCGGGAACCAGGGAGAGUCGCAAGAUGGGAAGGCUCCAUGGAAAGGGGUAAGGGAAAGAUGUAGGAAGGAAUGGAGUAUAUUUCAAAUGCGGUUUUCAGCAGCGGAGAAAGCUUACUUCAAGGCGAUAAAUUCAACAUCUCGCUAGGACUAUUAGCAAGCAAAACUCGAAAACCCUGGCCUGUUCGGCGCAUUAUUCAGACUCAGAGCCACCCCUUACCGUCGCAGCUGGAAUUCCUCGGAUCUGUCACGGUAACUAAGAGAGCUUUAAUAUUAUUUUAGAAUCGUCAUUCUUAAAUUCACAUAAAAUUUGUAGAAUCCAACAUUGUUUUCUGUUAACCAUUGGUUCUCGUAUGUCAUUGUGUCUUAAAUUCGAUUUCUUAUAAGAAAAUUCUGGUCCAUGGCC
Messenger RNA from Hibiscus syriacus, 1643 nucleotides. RefSeq lists its product as uncharacterized. The transcript has 15 exons. The record is from RefSeq and is a predicted model, not a curated record. Lineage: Eukaryota; Viridiplantae; Streptophyta; Magnoliopsida; Malvales; Malvaceae. Bases 207 to 1385 code for a protein of 392 amino acids.